Molecule: messenger RNA, 539 nt
Organism: Emiliania huxleyi CCMP1516
Lineage: Eukaryota; Haptophyta; Isochrysidales; Noelaerhabdaceae
Exons: 2
Source: RefSeq, a predicted model, not a curated record
CAAGCGGCGAAGGAGGCGGCCGAGGCGGCGGACGCCAUGGCCCAGGCCAAGGCGAUGCGGCUCGAGCGCGAAGCCACCGCGCACGCGCCGCCGACGGCGCCCGUCUUGUCUGCGGCGCCGGUCCGCGCGGUCGCCGGCGAGUCGUUGCCGGCGAAGGUGCAUCGGGUCUGCGCUGCGCUCGAGCUGCCCGGCGACGGCGGGCUCGUUCGCCUCGUCCGGGAGGCCAACGCAGCUUUGGGCAUCGAGCCGACGGGCAACCUCGUACAGCAAACGGACCGGCUGUUGAUAGCACUCUUUGGCUGACACGCAUGGGCGCUCGAUGCGUGGUGCGCAAGCGAGCGCACGUGAGGGAGCGAGUGGCCGUCCCAGGGUGAACUUCGCCACAUACACAACGGUGCUGCCGCUGGAGGUAGGGCAAGGGCGGGCAACCUUCGCGGCCAUACACAGUACUCCGUCCUCCUGCGAUGCGGUGUGCAGUGGCAGAGUGGUCGUGCUCGUGUGGGUUCUCGAGAGAAUGUGUAUCAUCUGGCUUCCGGAAU